AUGUCGGACCAAGAGGAAGGUAUCUCUGGACUUGGCUCCCUGCCAAUUGCCGAGUUAGAUGAUCACCGCCAUCCAAGUCGCUCAAGCCAAGGUGCCGAGAGGCCCAGAAGGGGCACCUUUGACUCGCUCUAUGGCGCUCACCGUCAUGAGCUAGAGGCGGCCCAUGGCGGACAGGAUGGCGAAGCAAACGACAUCCGAGUUCGUGAUUUUGAGGAAGCAAUAAUUGACGGUGGUCCCUCCUUUGACAUGCCCCACGCGGGGCCCUCGAGCCGACGUCCCACUUUCGGAACGGUUCGGACUGCCUCGCCGCCAAACUCAGUGAAGGCUUUCGCCGAGGCACGACGUCGGGAGCACGAGAAUUUGCUGGCGCCCGAAUCGCGGAGUGAUUGGCAAUUGGAUGAUGAGGCACUUCAGCGCACCGCUUCUGUCGCGAGUCGCAGAAGCCUGCGUAGCAGGCCUCGAACUGUUGAUGGAGAUGCCGUGAGCUUUGUCAGCAAUCAGUCUGCCCAGGAAGAUGUGUGUUUUCCUGCCCAGGAACCGGGUCAGAAGGACCAGCUAGAUAUUGAUUUCGAGUAUCUUGAGGACUUCAUAGCGGAUCAGCGCCUCGCUCGAAUUGCAUCCCACAAGGAGGCAGAAGUCAAGGUGUUCCCUGAUCUCCGACCGCAUGGACCUACCGGCUCUGUGAUCUCGAUCCCAGGUACUGCCAUCCCGGGAGAGGCCGACGGUCUCCAUGAGGGGAUCGCAGAGGACAUUGUCGAAGGGAAAGAGGUGGAAUCUCCAUGCGAAACUCCAAAGGCGCACAUGCCCCAUGACCCAAACAGGAUCUGUUUCUUUUCAUCGGCGUGGGAGUCUACUAUUCAUGCCGCUGAACUAGGCGAUCUUGUGCUCCCUGGUGAGGACCUUCGUAAUCUGUUCAUCCUACCGCAGCAGGAUGAGGACGGUGUUUGGUGGCUGAACGUAAACAACCCGUCAAAGGAGGAAGUCGUUGCCAUUUGCAAAGCAUUCGGUGUCCACCCCCUUACGACCGAGGACAUUGCAACCCAGGAGACUCGCGAGAAGAUCGAGCUGUUCCCGUCGUACUACUUCGCCUGCUUCCGCUCCUUCAACACGGUUACCGACGAAGCGGACGGGUAUGAAGAGUACGCCCCAUUCAAUAUCUACGCCAUCGUCUUCAGAGAGGGCACUCUAAGCUUCAGCUUCGCCCCGAACAGCCACGCCUGCAACGUGAGAAAGCGAAUCGCCUUGCUGAAGGAUUUUGUGUCCUUGUCCAGCGACUGGAUUUGCUAUGCUCUAAUUGACGAUAUUGUUGAUAGCUUUGGCCCAGUCAUUCAUCGACUCGAAACGGAGGUAGACUCUAUCGAGGAUUCAGUGUUCAUGAUCAGAGAAGAUGAUUCAAAUGAUUACCUUCGGCGGACUGGCCACGCGAGGAAAAACAUAAUUGCCCUCAUGCGUCUAAUCAGCGGCAAGGCUGAUGUUUUGAAGGGGUUCACCAAACGAUGCAACGAGAACUACAAAGUCACCCCCCGGAUGGACAUCGGCCUCUACCUGGGCGACAUUCAAGAUCACGUCGUUACGAUGAUGACCAAUCUCGGUCACUUCGAAAAGAUGUUGACCCGAGCACACAGCAACUAUCUGACACAGCUGUCAAUCAGCAACAUCCAGCAAGUCACUGAAACAAACGCCUCGCUGAGCAAGAUCACGUUCUUGGCUUCUAUCCUGGUCCCGCUCAAUGUUAUUAGCAGCUCGUUUGGUAUGAACGUCGCUGUGCCCUUCCAAAACACGGAAUCCCUAGCACCCUUCUUCGGCAUUAUUGGUGUCAUGAUUGCGGUCUGCACGGCCUGUUUGAUCUGGGCCAGGAGGCUUCGGUACAUUUAG
Scedosporium apiospermum is the source of this 1875-nucleotide messenger RNA. Its product is annotated as CorA-like Mg2+ transporter. Gene Ontology annotation, cellular component: plasma membrane. The transcript has 2 exons. Lineage: Eukaryota; Fungi; Ascomycota; Sordariomycetes; Microascales; Microascaceae. Bases 1 to 1875 code for a protein of 624 amino acids. The record is from RefSeq and is a predicted model, not a curated record. Gene Ontology annotation, biological process: magnesium ion transmembrane transport; intracellular magnesium ion homeostasis. Gene Ontology annotation, molecular function: magnesium ion transmembrane transporter activity.